AUGGAUUUGGUAACUGAUGUUAAUUUAUCAAACUUAGAAAAAGAAAUAAUUACGGCUAAAGAUGAUAAUGAAUUUGCUCCUGCUUCGAAUACUACUACAACUGAUACAGAACAAAAAUUAUCGAAAAGACAAUUGAAACGAUUAAAAAAGAAAGAAAAAUGGUUGUCUCUGUUGUCAGAAAAAAGGGCAAAGGAAAAACACAAAUUAAAAUUAAAAAGGCAAGAAGCGAGGGAGAAAAAUAUUAAAUUAGGUCCUACGAGAAAAGAAUUAAAAAAUUCAAAAAUGUCCACAAGCAAUUGUAAACAAAAGGUGGUUCUUGAUUUUUCUUUUGAUCAUUUAAUGUCUUCUAAAGAUAUUGCCAAAUGCAUAAGUCAAGUUCUUAGGUGUUAUAGCCACAAUAGGAGAUCUAAAAACCCAUUGCAGUUUUAUGUAGUGAAUUUUAAUGGUCUAUCUAUGAAAGAAAUGGAAAAGCAUAAUGGUUACCAAAAGUGGGAUGUGUUUUUCCAUUCAGAAAGUUAUCUUGACUUAUUUAAUAAGGAUUCUCUUGUUUAUUUAACAAGUGAUUCUGAAAAUGUAAUUAAUCAAUUAGAUGAAAAUAAAGUUUAUAUAAUAGGAGCACUUGUGGAUCAUAAUUCUCAUAAGGGGCUUUGUCAUGAGAUAGCAAUAAAACAAGCCAAAUUAAUAUCACUUUCAUUAGUAAAAUGGCGUAAAGUUACAAAAGAAUUAUUUUAUCAAAAAUAUUUUUGUGCAUUUAUGGAAAAAUUAAAAAAAAAAUUACCUGUCGUAAUGUUAGUGUCCAUACUUAUAUCGUCUAAGAGUAAAUCAUUGAGAUCUUCAUGA
Molecule: messenger RNA, 840 nt
Organism: Pediculus humanus corporis (human body louse)
Lineage: Eukaryota; Metazoa; Arthropoda; Insecta; Psocodea; Pediculidae
Product: RNA guanine-9-, methyltransferase domain containing protein, putative
Exons: 5
Coding region: 1-840 (279 amino acids)
Biological process (GO): tRNA N1-guanine methylation
Cellular component (GO): nucleus; nucleoplasm
Molecular function (GO): tRNA binding
Source: RefSeq, a predicted model, not a curated record